UGGUGUUGACCUCAGCGGGGUGGCUCGUAGCGCUUUCCUUUAGAGCUGGAGCAGACCCUGGAAGGGACCCAGCCAUGGAGCUGCGAGAAGAGGCCUGGUCUCCAGGGCCUCUGGAUUCCGAGGACCAGCAGAUGGCCAGCCACGAGAACCCAGGUGAGGUGGUCCCUGGCUCCAGCCGGCCCACACCCUCCUGGCCCCCGGCCAGGCUGUCCCCGCCCCAGACCGCGCCCCCGGCCGGCCCCCCGCCCCGGCCGCGGCCGCCUGCGCCCUACAUCUGCAACGAGUGCGGGAAGAGCUUCAGCCACUGGUCCAAGCUGACGCGGCACCAGCGCACGCACACGGGCGAGCGGCCCAACGCUUGCGGCGACUGCGGCAAGACCUUCUCGCAGAGCUCGCACCUGGUGCAGCACCGGCGCAUCCACACGGGCGAGAAACCCUACGCGUGCUCUGAGUGCGGCAAGCGCUUCAGCUGGAGCUCCAACCUCAUGCAGCACCAGCGCAUCCACACCGGCGAGAAGCCCUAUGCCUGCCCCGACUGCGGCCGCAGCUUCACGCAGAGCAAGAGCCUGGCCAAGCACCGGCGCUCGCACAGCGGCCUCAAGCCCUUCGUGUGCCCACGCUGCGGCCGCGGCUUCAGCCAACCCAAGAGCCUGGCGCGCCACCUCUACGUGUGUCUGGAGUGCGGGAAGGGCUUCGGGCACGGCGCCGGGCUCUUGGCGCACCAGCGGGCGCAGCACGGGGACGGGCUCGGGGCGGCGGGCGGCGAGGAGCCCGCGCACAUCUGCGUGGAGUGUGGCGAGGGCUUCGUGCAGGGCGCGGCGCUCCGGAGACACAAGCGCGUGCACGCCGUGGGCGCGCCGUCGGUCUGCAGCGGCUGCGGACAGAGCUACUACCGCGCGGGCGGCGAGGAGGACCCGGAGGACCAGGCGGCCGGCGAGCUGUGCGCUGAGUGCCGUGGCGGGGACGGCCGGUAGGGGCGGGCAGCCCGGGGGCG
This is a messenger RNA of Carlito syrichta (Philippine tarsier), 994 nucleotides long. It is a transcript of the gene ZNF787, whose product is annotated as zinc finger protein 787. The transcript has 5 exons. NCBI's taxonomy places the organism in Eukaryota, Metazoa, Chordata, Mammalia, Primates, Tarsiidae. The record is from RefSeq and is a predicted model, not a curated record. Gene Ontology annotation, molecular function: RNA polymerase II transcription regulatory region sequence-specific DNA binding; DNA-binding transcription factor activity, RNA polymerase II-specific. Gene Ontology annotation, cellular component: nucleus. Bases 75 to 974 code for a protein of 299 amino acids. Gene Ontology annotation, biological process: regulation of transcription by RNA polymerase II.